Messenger RNA from Castor canadensis (American beaver), 1621 nucleotides. RefSeq names its product protein phosphatase, Mg2+/Mn2+ dependent 1K (gene Ppm1k). The record is from RefSeq and is a predicted model, not a curated record. Gene Ontology annotation, molecular function: cation binding; protein serine/threonine phosphatase activity. Lineage: Eukaryota; Metazoa; Chordata; Mammalia; Rodentia; Castoridae. Gene Ontology annotation, biological process: protein dephosphorylation.
UUCGAGAAUUUCCAGGAGACCAGGCUGUGGCUGCUGUAAUUGCUUGCUGCAGAGAUCGGAGUCUAAGAAGAGAAUCGUAUUUACAGACCAAGAAAACCCUUCCUUCGCCCUCUGUAAACGAAUUAAGAAAAUUUCCAGAAACAUAGCCAUCACGAGGUGCGAAACUUUUCUUAAAGACAUCCAUUACCCUUCUGCUGGCCUUUCCCUCCUGAAUUGGGCCUUUGGAGUCCCGUUAUGUCCACAGCUGCAUUGAUUACUUUGGUCAGGAAUGGCGGGAACCAGGUGAGGAGGUGCAUGCUGCUCAGCUCCCGCCUGCUGCAGGAGGACCGGCGAGUCACCCACUCCUGCCACUGCUCCAAGUCUGAGCGCAGGUGCUCUCGCUUUGACUCAGACGGUAGCGGGCGGCCAGCCACCUGGGACAAUUUUGGGAUCUGGGAUAACCGCAUUGACGAGCCUAUUCUGCUGCCGCCCAGCAUUAAGUACGGCAAGCCCAUCCCCAAAAUCAGCCUGGAGAAGGUGGGCUGUGCCUCCCACAUCGGCAAACGCAAGGAGAACGAGGAUCGCCUGGGCUUCGCCCAGCUGACAGAGGACGUCCUGUACUUUGCAGUGUACGAUGGGCACGGGGGACCUGCGGCUGCAGAUUUCUGCCACACUCAUAUGGAGAAAUGCAUUCUGGAUUUGCUUCCUAAGGAGAACUUGGAAACUGUGUUGACCUUGGCUUUUCUAGAAAUAGAAAAAGCUUUUGCAAGUCAUGCCCACCUGUCUGCUGAUGCAACCCUUCUGACCUCGGGCACUACUGCAACGGUAGCCCUGUUGCGAGAUGGCAUUGAGCUGGUUGUAGCCAGUGUUGGAGAUAGCCGGGCUCUGUUGUGUAGAAAAGGAAAACCCAUGAAGCUGACCACUGACCAUACCCCAGAAAGAAAAGAUGAAAAAGAAAGGAUUAAAAAAUGUGGUGGCUUUGUCGCUUGGAAUAGUUUGGGACAACCUCAUGUAAAUGGCAGACUUGCAAUGACAAGGAGUAUUGGAGAUUUGGAUCUUAAAAACAGUGGGGUGAUAGCAGAACCUGAAACAAAGAGGAUUAAGCUACAUCACGCUGAUGACAGCUUCCUGGUCCUCACCACAGAUGGAAUUAACUUCAUGGUGAAUAGUCAAGAGAUUUGUGACUUUGUCAAUCAGUGCCAUGAUCCUAAUGAAGCAGCCCAUGCAGUGACUGAACAGGCAAUACAGUAUGGUACUGAAGACAACAGCACUGCAGUAGUAGUGCCUUUUGGUGCCUGGGGAAAAUACAAGAACUCCGAAAUCAACUUCUCAUUCAGCAGAAGCUUUGCCUCCAGUGGACGAUGGGCCUGAAGGCUGCCUUGCACUUUAAGCUGCUGUGCAGUGGGGUAGUGGAGCAUAUCCAGAACUCACAGUCACCUAGGGUGUCUGUGACUUUCUUGGUCUGUACAGUUAGUGUAAGCUUAAUAACGAUGUACAUAGGGGUGUUUUAGUAAGUACCCAUUGUAUUUGUGUUCCACUGUACAUGUGCAGUAUAAACACAUGUCCUGAAGCUAUGAGGCUAUUGUGAAUCUCUAAGUUAAGUGGGAAAAUGAGAAGGGUUUUUGGUACAUUUGGUGAGUGU